Porites evermanni is the source of this 10338-nucleotide messenger RNA. NCBI's taxonomy places the organism in Eukaryota, Metazoa, Cnidaria, Anthozoa, Scleractinia, Poritidae. The record is from the annotation of a GenBank genome assembly.
AUGACUUUAUUCCAUUUUGGAAACUGCGUAGCCUUAGCAUACUUUCCUUACUUCAUUGUUUACAAAUGUUCUGGACUGUAAGUUUGCAGGAAUUUCAGUAUGAUAUUAUGUUCAAGAAGAAUGGGCGGUUGCGUGAGAGUCGCGUGUUCCUCAAUCGAUGUUUGAUGAAGCAAUGAAUUUUGUCUUUCUUUUUCUGGAUCGUAGCUCUGAGUACAGUGCCUUUUGGAGAUGUGUGAAGGCAGGAGCCGCUUACUUGGUUACUCAACUUUGUAAGGUAAAAAGAAAGGCCAGACUAUUUCACACUUCAUUUUAAGGUGGCUCGACCCAGUAUUUUUGUAGCGACACCUUCCAUCUUUGAAUCUCUUAUACUUAAAUAAAUUGUUCUUUACUGUAAAAGCCAUUACAACACAUGUAUUGCACAUAGAUUAAACUUUAUUGUGAUAUAUUAUUUUUUGGGCGAUCGGAAUAAAUAUCACGUAAGUAUAAGAGAUUCAAAGAUGGAAGGUGUCGCUUCACCCAUCUGCAGAGUAUGGCAGAACUCGACGUGAUCUCGCGCGUGCAAGGCCGUUUUUAGGCCCUUAUUGCUUAUAUAUUUUUAAAAAACUCGCGUGUGCACCUGCCAUACUCUGCAGACUGGUUGUUACAAAAAUACUGAGUCGAGCCACCUUAAUUUGACUCUAUAAACUUGGCUGAAACUACAGAAGACAACAUUUAAUAAUUUUAUGGCAAAUUUAACUGUGAAAACAAUUUACAGUAUUUUCUAUUUUUCAAAAAGGAGUGCAGUGAAACAGCAAUGGACCCUCCCAGGAUUUUUUUUUUCAACUUCUCAUAUUGAUUAGAAACAAGUGUAGCGAAACUUGCAAGUUUGUGCCCCCACCAUACAAAGUAAUGUCUGUAAAAUAAUUUAUCAUUAAUUUUCCUGACUUUUGCAGCCAAAUCUUGGCACAUUUCUGAAAUAGCGAUGUUAAGUGAAAAAUGAUCGUUUUUAGGUGAUUUGUCCAGAAUAUUACCAAUGUCAUGUAUGUUUCCUAGCUGCUCCUUUUCAAAACGUUCAGUGUGACUAUGUCCCUGUUGUGGUUUAUUUUUAUCCAUUGUUUAUUUCCUCUUCUUGUUAAACUCAUUAUCAUAUGUCAUUACCAUACCUCAAAAACAAAGGGAAAUAAAAUUUAAACCAAGAAUAAAAUUGAACUACAAUAUAUCCAUGUACUUCACAGGCAGCUAAAUAAAAUUGAAGAGAGCCUAGCAUGAAAUCCAGGAUGCCCAGCGCGUAUUUUUUUUUAUGUUACCUCGAAUCUCCAUAAGACAGAAACCUCUUUAAGACAAACAGUAGGGGCCGGUCCUGAAGGUGUCUGUCUUAUUGAGCUAGUUGACUGUAUUGAAACUGGCAAGGUAUUCUUUAGUUAUUACAAUGUAUUUUGUAUUAACAAGAGGUGUGUGACAGCUUUAAAUUAUGUUCUUUUUUCAGAUGUUGGUUCUUGCAACAUUUUUUCCCACAUCAGAUGUAUCUCCAGGAUACAUGGACUUCAUGGGGGUAUGUUGUUUCCCUUUUUGUAUCUAAAGCCAUUGCAUACAAUUUGAUUUUAAUUGAUUAAAACAACGGCAUUAUGACUACAGUCCAACCCAGCUUUGGGGACACCAGCUUAAUACGGACACCUCAUGUUUACGGACAGUUUGCUUUGUCCCUUGGGAAAGAAUGCCUUUACAUUUUUUCUCUAAAUUCAACCUGCUUAAUACAGACGCCCCAUGAAUACGAACACUUUCUAUGGCCCCCUCAGUGUCCGUAUUAACGAGGUUUGACUGUACCUUGUUGUUGUAUCUAUUUAGAACCAUUUUUUACAGCCUGCGGUUGGCCUAAAAUGGUUAUAGUGUAACCCCUCACAUCUGCUAUCAUUAAAUUUAUUUCCCUACAUUAAAAUUUUGCUUAGCAUUGCUGUAAAAAAGUUAUCAAACUCACUAGUAGUUUUUCUUAUUUAUCAUUUUAGGAAUUUCUUCGAUCCACAGUAGACAUAGCAGAUCUUGUUGGUCUUCAUCUGGUGAUGACCAGAAUUGCUGGCAAGGGUGAACUGAAAGUGUUAGUGGCAGGAGUAGGUAUGAUCAGGGUUCUCAAUAAGAGCCAACGGCCGGCAAAAUUCACUAGCUACCUACUUUUCUUUGAAAAUUCCCCCCCCCCCCCCCCCCCCCCCAAAACCACAAACCCAACACAACACUACAAUCACCCUUAUGUUACGUUCCACACAUUGCCAUUUCUUCUCGUUAAAGAGGACUGGCAUUGUAAAAUGGCGCACCCGCAAAGUUUUUGCCAUAGGGCUGUACCAUGACACCGCCCCCCCCCGCACAUCGGUCACUCCCAGCCUGACCAACAGCCUCUACGUCACCUACUGCUUCGAACCAACAGGAACAUGGCUGAUCUUGUUUUUCCUUAUCGUGGGGUGGACCAAAAUGUUGGGAAGGGUGAAAUUAAAGUGUUAGGGGGAGGAGUAGGUAUUAUCAGGGUUUUAAAAAAAAGCCAACGGCCCGCAAAAUUCCCCAGCUACCCACUUUUCUCUUAAAAAUUCCCCCCCCCCCCCGCCCCCCCAAAAGCCAAAAUUCAAAAUUCAAAAUUCAAUGAUGUCUAUGUUCUGUUCAAACACUCUAAUUUUUGCUCGAUAAUGCUGGAAAUGCACUGUAAGAGGCCCAGAUCUCAAAUUUUUUCCGAAGGGCAUGCUCCAGGACCCCCCCCCCCUAGUAAAUUGCGCUUUCAGCGCUCGCAAGACGCAAGUCGCAAGUCCCUUCCAUGCCUACUUUAAAGCUUUUAUUCCUAAUUAUUAUGUGUCUGAAUCAUGAGUGGGAAAGAUGAGUGGAAUCCUGCAUUCUGAUUGGCUACCAGAGUGAGCGAGAUGGGGCCUUUCUUGCCCUUUCAUGAUUUCCAUUGGUCCCACAAGGAAAAAGUUGUCAUUUUGGCCUUACAAUAAAUCCUUUAUUGACCAAGCGAGUUCGGUCAUGAUGGCUGAAUAAUAAAUAUCCUCGUUCUUUUUUGCGAUACAAUCACAAAAAAAGAACUUGGCCAAUAUCCAGGCAUCUUGAUCUCACACUUGGUCUGAAUCGACCGGCCAUUAAUGCCAUCCAGUGACAUCAUCACUACCCGAAAACUGGGUAGUGAUUUUGAUUGGUUGAUUGUCUAAACAUUCGCAUAAUUAUGAGAAAUUUUAGUGGGAUUGUCGCUUGAUAUUCAGGAGAUCAUGUCCCUUGUAUGCUUUCGUGGAGUUCAAACAUUUUGAUAAUCUUUAUCUUGAACAACAAAAUUGCCCUUGUCUUCCGAACUGAAAUGCUAAAUUGAACUGCGAAUGAAGAAUCAUUACGGAGAGUCGGUAGGUUUUUCAUUUAGAGGCGCUUUGUGGUUUUGGCAGUGAUUUUGUUUAUGCAAAGUUUCUGAGACCAAUGUUGUAAUUCGACCUCCUAGAGCUAUUUUCACCGUCAACUGUAUUGAUUCUGUUAGCUCUUCUUUCUUGUUCCCUUGUUUUUUCUUCGUUACUAGUAAGGACCAGAUAGCUUCUUUCAGGGUGCAAAGAAAGUCAGUUUCACAGCUUCCCAUUCGGGCAAGCUGUAGCUAACAUGUACUAGCACGAAAGUCAUUUCAACUAGCCCGAAAAAAAUUUGAUGAGCAGGAUUGAUUACAGUUCUUCUGUUAUUCAAAUUCCCAAAAAAAUAUCACUUGCCCGUAGGGCAAGUUAAAAACAGAAUUCACUAGCCGGAUAACAAAAUCCACUAGCCCCGGGCUAUCGGACACUACUUUCUUUGCACGCUGUUCUUUUCAAUUAAAGCAAAUCAUUGUGUUUUUAACCUAAGUGUUCCGUGUGUGUACUUAUUUCAUUGUGUGAUUGCAACCGAGUUUGAUUAUGGAAUUAAUAAUAAUAAUAAUAAUUAAAAAUUUAUAACGCGCCUUUUCCAUGCAAAUAUGAUCAAAAGCGCGUGACAACUCGUAAAUGUGUAAACUAUAAUGAGCAAAAUAAUUAAGGCCAAGAAUAAACAAUGCUAAAAAUUAAAUAAAGAUAAAAAAAAGACACUAAAUAUGUUACAUAGUAGGUAAAAAAAAUUACAUAUCAAAAGCUAGUCUAAAAAGAUGCGUUUUUAGUAAAGAUUUAAAACGUUCAAAAUUGUCCUCAAGAUGGAUGUGAAGGGGCAGAUUGUUCCAUAAAUUAGGGGCAGCAGAUGAAAAAGCACGAUCCCCUGAAGUCUUUUUCAGUUUUAAACUAGGAUACUUUAAGAUAAGACCGCUAGCUGAACGGAGAUUAUAGUGCGGCUGUUCUUUGAUAGCAAUCAAAUCGAUCGAGUAACCAGGUGCAUGACCGUAGAUAGCUUUAAAAGUAAAAAGAAGUAUUUUAAAAUCAAUACGAAAUUUGACAGGAAGCCAAUGUAACGCACAUAGUACUGGUGUUAUGUGACUGUAGCGAGGGACAUUAGACAUAAGUCGAGCAGCUGCAUUCUGCAAGCGUUGCAAUUUAAGUAGAUGAGUAGAGGGUAAACCAAAUAGAAGGCUGUUGCUGUAAUCUAUACGACCAAUGAUAAAAGCAUGGACCAAAGUUCAUGCAGACUCCUGGGACAGAUAUUUUCGGAUACGCCGAAUAUUGUAUAAAUGGAAAAACCCAGAUUUACAAGUUUUUUGGAUCUGUUCCUGGAGAUUCAAGUUAGAAUCGAACCAUGUCCCUAAAUUUCUUGCCACAGUGACAGGAACAACGUCAAUGCUUCCUACAGUAAGGAAGUCAAUAUUUACUUUGGUAAGUUGUUGUUUUGUACCAAUCAACAUGAACUCAGUUUUGUCAUCAUUAAGUUUGAGCUUAUCCGUAAGCAUCCACGUACGAAUGUCCGAUAUACAGCGUUCCAUGGCAAUGACCGCAUCAGUCUGAUUAGUAGCCGUGUCAGGACUAAAUGACAGGUAAAGCUGAGUGUCAUCAGCAUAGGCAUGUGCUUCAGGUAGAUGGCAUUUGAUGACUUCAAACAGUUUGCUGGAAUAAAUGGUAAAAGACAAUGGCCCCAGACACGAUCCUUGUGGAACGCCAUAAGGAAGCUUAGAACUGUCAGAUGUAAAGCCAUUUAGCAAGACUCGUUGCGACCUGUUGUUAAGAUAAGACGUAAACCAAUUAAGGGCGGUGCCAUUAAUGCCAAUAUUUGACUUAAGACGAGCAAGCAGGAUAUUGUGGUCAACAGUGUCAAACGCUGUGCUCAAAUCUAGAAGAACUAGAAGAGUUACAUGCUUGCAAUUCAUAUUCAUGAGAAUGUCAUUUUGUACCUUCAGUAGCACUGUUUCUGUGCUGUGACCCUUUCGGUAAGCAGAUUGCGAGGUUGGAUAAAGGGCGAAUCGACUCAUAUGACUGUGAAUUUGGUCGAAAACAGCGCGCUCUGUCAAUUUUGAUAUAAAGUCCAAGUUACUGACAGGGCAAAGGUUAUUCAACUGCGUGGGGUCUGAGCCAGGUUUGUUAAGGAUUGGAGUAACCAGAGCUUCUUUCCAUUCCUCAGAGAAAUGGCCGCAUGAUAGCGAAAGAUUUAUAAUUUGUGAAAUAACAGGCAACAGCAGGUCAAGGCAGCCAACAACCAGAGAUGUUGGCAUCGGGUCCAACGGGCAGGACUUCUUAGCAGACUUACGAAUGAGCGCAGAGACGUCGUUUUCCGAGAGUGGUUGAAAGGAAUGAAAAGCAUGCGUAUCAUCUACUUCCUGAUCAGGAGGUAGCGCAUUGCGCGCGCUUGGUUCGAUGUCUACGGCAUCAAUAUCAGAACGAAUUGUAUCUAUCUUUCGAACGAAAAAACCGCCGAUGUCAUUGGCUAGUUUUGAUUUGUCCUGAUAAUUAGGAAAUGAAAACUCCUCUUUCUUAGCAAGGAGUUGUUUGGUAGCUCUGAAUAAUCUUUUAUGGUCUGUGCUAUUCUCAUCAAUAAAGUUAGUGUAAAAUGCCUGCCUGGCCUGGUUCAUGAGGUACGUCACGCGGUUUCUGUAAGACUUGAAAAUAUUCAAGUCAGACACAGAUCUCGUUCUCCUCCAGGUUCUCUCAGCCUUACAUCUCAAGCGUUUAGCGGCCUUUAUCUCGUCGUUGUACCAAGGCACUGCAGGUCUAGCUUUCACAGUCUUAGUCUUAAGUGGGGCGUGACAAUCAAUGACUUUGGAAAGUGUAGUGUUGUAUCUGCGUACAAGAGCAUCCAGGUCACGUGGAUCUUCUGAGUGAAGAUGCGCUUGCAGAUCCGGUGGAUCACUGCAUAACAAGGAGUCAGAUAAGUCCCGCUUAAGAGAUUCAAGAUCCACAGAUUUCAGCUUUCUGUAGACGACGUUCUUAGUAGUCAUGCAAGGUCUGUCGGGCUGAAGUGUACAAUAAACAGAUGCGUGGUCAGAGAUAAAGCGAUCAACUACAGGGACCUUAUUUAAGAUGUCAUCGCUAGAACGGGUGAUAACGAGAUCAAGUGUGUGACCCUGAAUUUGCGUAGGCUAAGUGAUGUGUUGCUGGAGGCCAACAGACUGUAAAAGAUCUAGUAGUUUGACUGAGUCAGGAUCAUGGGGGACGUCGACGUGGAUAUUAAAGUCACCAGCAAUCACAAGAUGCCCUUUGGAGAGAAGUAUAGAUUCUAGGUAGGCAGAGAACUCCAUGAAGAAAUCAUUAGUUGAGACUCUGAGAUCAGCUGAAUAAGGUGGACAAUAAAGAAGGACAAGCCGAAGAUUGAGCGAAGGUGAUGAGAUUGUCCAUUCAGAGUAUUCAAAGGAUUCUUUCUCGCCAGCAUCAAUCCUUCUGACAGAUAGCGAAUCACGGUAUAUCAAGGCCACUCCACCACCACCACGACCAGUACGUGGGCGAUCAGAAAUUUUGUAUCCGACCGGGCACAAUUCAGCUCGCACAGCAGCGUCGUCAGUAGUCAGCCAAGUCUCAGUGAUCGCAACAAGGUCAGCCUUGCAGUCGCAUAUAUAAUAAAAAAGGUCAGCAGUCUUAUUUUUCACAGAACGAGCAUUUAGCAAGCACAGCGACAAGUGUUUGUCUGCAACAAUCGGUGCCAAGGCAGAAUAACGACGAACACUAAUUAAAUUGCUAAUAUUCCGUGACAAAGAUGACAGUUGAGUUUCAUGGUUAUGACUUCUGCGAGUUGAAACAAUCACCGGGAUUCCUUUGGGUCCAGGAUUCAAUUUAAAUACCAAAUCACCAAUAAGCAAUGGAUGGAACGAUGCCGAUGUGUUGGAAUAAUAUGCACAAGGACACCUGUAACGCCUGAUCCUAGGCCGUCUGAAGAAUAUAGAAUAAUUAGCCGGUAUAUACACCAAACAAGCAUUGUUAUGAUGAGAAGGUGCGAUGGUGUUGUUCCAACACCAACAAGACAAUGGGUAAUCAACAGCAAUUCCGUAAGCAUUGUUCACAGGCUGGGCCAAGCAACGUAGAUUUGUCAGAGUCGGCAAUGUAGAGCAAGGUAAAACUGACUCAAUAAGAGUCGAAAUAAACUCGAAAUAACUCCUGCAGAGGCACCGAGCUGUGACAAGUUGCUUUAGAUAUUCUCGAUCAGGAUAAAGACACCAAAGGGGUAGUAAAAAGAGCAAAAAAUUGCAGAUGGAAAAAACAUGUCCGCCCUUCAUUAUUAUAUUACAAGCGGUUCAGAGUACUGCAUGCAGUUGAUAGUUUGAAUGUUCAACAUACAUUACGAUCCAAAAAAGUAAAGCCAUUCUGUAUCAUGCAGACAUUUCCAAACAAUAUUUCUUGGUUUGACACUUGAAAAUCAUGCUUAACUUUUUGCAUAAAUUAAAGCAAAGGAGUAGUUACGUCACUGGAUGGCAAUAAACAGCCAGUCGAUUCAGAUGUUACUGAGGGAGUAAUAAUGACUCGAAGUAAUCGGAUAAAAUUCAGGCUACAUAUUUACAUGUUUCAUAUUUUCAUCAAAAAUUGGGUGCUUAUAUAUUUUCAGGCAAAACUGGCAGGCUUGACCAGUCCAGUUGUGAAAAGAAUUUCAUCAUUAGUCAGGACUAUCCAGACUAAAGCUAUUCUUCUAGAAUAAUUUAAGGAUGCCCAGUGCUCUGAAAGUGUGAAAUCCAUAGUGCUCAGCAGAAAAUGUCUAAGAAAAACAACGACAACAACAAAAACAACAAAAACUAAGAUUUCCUUGUUACCCAAGAGCAAAGGUAAUUUGCCGUUGGUCACUGGGCACUGUUAGAGUGCGGCCGUGAUCUAGGCAGAUCAGUCUAUUCCUAAAUUAAGUAUAGCAAUCAUGGUUGGAUUUUAGCCUGGCAAAACUCGUUAAAAAAAGCCUAUUAUUUUGGUUUUCAAAAUGAAUAGUCCAGCUGACUUUUGGUGAAUGGUCCUCACAGUUCAUUUGGUACAUAAGACAUUUUCUUUUUAUUUACUAGAGGUGAGGUAAAGUCUGGUUUAUUUUUAUUCUAAUCCUGUUUAGGUUGGGCCACAGCAGAGGUGGUCAUGACACGCCUUGUUCCCCUGUGGGUUGGUGCCAGAGGAGUAGAGUUUGACUGGAAGUACAUACAAAUGAGUUUUGAUGCAAAUGUUAGUCUUGUAAGUAAUCAAUUUGCAUCAGCCCAGGAUAAAAAUUUUUUCAGGCUUUCCAAGUUUUAUUUUGGCCUGUUAUCUGAUGUCUAUGUUGGGGAUCAAUAAUUUUAUCUGUGGUUUAAAUUUUAUUUUUCUUUGUUUUGGGGUAUUUAAUGUAUAAUAACAAGUUAAAAACAAAAGGAAAGAAAUUAUUUAAACCAAAUUCAACCACAACUUCUAAUUAUUUUUCUAUUAUUUUUCAAUAAUUAAAAUAAAUAAUAACGUAGUCUACAGCGUGCUUUGUUCUAAUAACUUGCAUUAACUAAUAUUUUUAGUUAAGAAGAAUACAUUUCUUCAGUAUCAGUCAUCAAUGAUAACUAGUGCACAGUGUACUGUUCUAGGAAGCUGGGCAUGCAUUGACUGAGUGGGUAUCAACUUUCCUGGCUGAAAUAUGGCCCUUACUUUAAAGGAAAGAGAGUUCGAGAGCCAAAUGGCCACAAAUAUCCAGAUCUCUUCUACCUUCAAAUACCACCAGAAAGCUGAGAUUAAAAAGUGCUCUACACAAAUGAACAAAAUCCAUAACAAAUCUUUUAUUAAUCACUGUGAUUUUUUACAAUCCUUAGCAUAAUGUGGAAAAAAUAACAAAUUAAUGAAAGAUUUUUAUAUUUUUGUUCUUGGAAACAUCAAUUGAUGUGGAGCCUCUGAAAAAAUUUAUUGUAAUGUUGUAGCAAAAAACCAAUCUAACUACACUGUAACAGUGUCCUCAUCCAAAUCUAGAGAACUCACAUUCCGGUUAUUUGCAGAUUUUACCUCUUUUGCAGCGUUACACUGUAUGUCACCUCAUGGAAAUAUCAGAUACAUGUAAUUCAGACUGUACUAAUAAUUUUUUUGCACUAUACCAAAAUCUCUUCAAAAUUCAUUUAAUGCAAUACUAUCUGUAAUAAUUAAUGGUCACCCUGUUCUGCUAUAGAGUAAAAUUAAUGGCUCUGUGAAUUUUUACAUAGGUACAGCACAUCUCAACAGCAGCUUUAGUUUGGCUCUGGAGCAGGACUGAUCUUCAAAAGUCCUUUCUUCCACUAGUAAUGGUUUUCAUGACAUUAGCAUGUUACAGGCCCCUUCUUAUUGAGUAAGUGCUGUCAGUAUUCAGUUAGUGAUAAAAAUAAUGCUAAAAAAUUAUUCAUUUUUUACAAAAUACAUGUAACUUUAAAACAGGUAGAAACUUGUGAAGGGACUGCUGAUGAGGUUUCCACUUCACAUUGGAGUGGAUAACUUCCACCAAAGGGAGUAAAUGCAUGAAAUCUCGAGUUGUGCAAAAAUAUUGUACAUAUUUUCAGCUAAGGUACUAAGUUUGAGAGUGAUCUCAAUAAAUUAAUGAACAAAGGCAUGGCUCUGAAUUUUUACAGAAUUUUGUAAAACGGGAGGAAAGUUUGUGGCCCCAACAUAAUUAUCUUAUUGCAUUUUGCUAACAGUGUUUGUCUUUGUUUAAUUUUUAUUGUGACAUAUAAGUUUUAAACUUGGAAUCUUAGUGAAUUAAUUUAAGGUGCUCUAUUCAGCAUUGUUAUAACUGGUCCCUGCGAAAAAUCAAAGAAGUAUGAAAGGAUCUUUGGCAAGAGGAAGAGAGAGAGAUCCAUGACUGUAUGUUAGCCCAAGACAGAUUCAAAGUUGUAAUUAUUUUGAAAAUCGUGAAUGUUAUUUCAGUGGCUCAAGUGUUAAUUUAAUUUUGUUUUGUAGAGUCUUAAGCCAUGUCUUUGGAAUUCACUCCUGGAGCUUGCUGUUGUUAAAGGCAACCUUCACAUCCUGCAUUGGAAUUGUAGCUCUUCAGUUGUACCUGACACUAACUAAUGGCAAACAAAACAGAACAUAA